Gossypium raimondii (Peruvian cotton) is the source of this 1090-nucleotide messenger RNA. RefSeq names its product methyl jasmonate esterase 1. The transcript has 3 exons. Gene Ontology annotation, biological process: jasmonic acid metabolic process; salicylic acid metabolic process. The coding region runs from base 229 to 1002 and encodes 257 amino acids. Lineage: Eukaryota; Viridiplantae; Streptophyta; Magnoliopsida; Malvales; Malvaceae. The record is from RefSeq and is a predicted model, not a curated record. Gene Ontology annotation, molecular function: methyl indole-3-acetate esterase activity; methyl salicylate esterase activity; methyl jasmonate esterase activity.
CAACCUGUUAAGAAAGUGGGUAGGUCCUAAUAGCAGAUGUUUUAUUGCAACUUUGUUUCAUUUGGGUUUCAUUGCUUGGGUUAACUCAUCAUCAAAAGUUGAAGAAAUCAUUUUAAUAUUGAGCAGCCUGUUCAACAGGUUGGCCAGCAUUAGAUAAAGCUCCCUUGCAAAUAAUUGAAGCAGCUAACAGGAAAUAUUGAGAUAGAAAAGAAAAAGGAAAGGGAAACUAUGACACACUUCCUUCUAGUUCAUGGUAUGUGUCAUGGAGCUUGGUGUUGGUACAAGAUUGUGUCGCUGCUCAAAUCAGGCGGUCACCGUGUUACUCCCUUGGAUCUUGGUGCCAGUGGAAUCAACCCCAAGACCAUCACUGACUUGGCUUCCUUGUCCGAUUAUGCGGAGCCAUUGAUGGCAUUAAUGGCCUCUUUGCCUCAAGACGAGAAAGUGAUACUAGUGGGUCAUAGUUACGGUGGGGUUAUCAUUUCCUUAGCCAUGGAACGCUUCCCCAUGAAAGUAUUGGCCGCUGUUUAUCUCACAGCUUUUAUGCCGAAUCAUGAUUCUCCUAUUGCGACUGCAGUAGCUGAGUACUUCAGAAGAGUUAUGGCGGAGCCGCUCAUGGAUUUCCAGUUAUUGUUUGAAGAUGGGCCGGAAAAUCCACCAACUCAUGCCUUAUUUGGACCAAAAUACAUGGAGGCAAUGGUUUAUCAACUCUCACCAAAAGAGGAUAUAGAAUUGGCCAACACGUUGCUGAGACAAGGAAAGUGGUUCAUGAAAGAUUUGUCCAAGGAAUCUCUGCUAUCAAAAGAGAAAUUCGGAUCCGUUGAUCGGGUUUAUAUAGUUUGCAAGGAUGAUUUGCUGAUAAAAGAAAGCUUGCAGAAAUGGUACAUCGAAAAUAGCCCUACAGAUGAUGUGAAAGUCAUAGCUGGUGCCGAUCAUAUGGCCAUGUUUUCCAAACCCCAGGAGGUCUGCAAAUGUCUCCAAGAAGUUGCUGAGAAAUAUAAUUGAUUCUCCAACUUUGUAAUCAAUAAAUAAAACAAUCUUAAAAUAAUUAUCUAUCAAUAAAAAUGGUUCUUUAAAUUCCUGCCGAAAUAAA